UGGGCGCUCGGGCUCAUUUGGCAGAAGGGCUGCUCCGCUUUCUUCUCAUGCUGCUUCCCCUUCCUCUUUUCCCAGAUAGAUAUGUAAACACAUGCAUUUUCCUGUUCAAACGGGGCGAAUUGCUGUUCUGCCUGUUCCUUGACUUAGCGAUUGGGCUGAGCCUUGCUCCUCCCUUCUCUGCUCGGAUAGGAGCCACAAGGAUCUGGAGCUCGGGCUUCCAAAUUGCAGCUGGCCUCGGGCCAGGUGACCUUUGCUUUCUCAUCGCAAUAAAAGCAGCUCAGAACCGACCGGCUCGCAACAGGAUUCUCUCAGCCCGGCAUCUCCUGCAGAGGGAUCAGCCUGCUCGAACUGCAAGCGUGAUGUGGGGGACCAAACUUCUGCCGGUCCUGUUGCUGCAACACGUCCUCCUGCACCUCCUCCUGCUUCCUGUCACCAUCCCCUACGCAGAAGGACAGAAGAAGAGAAGAAAUACACUUCAUGAAUUCAAAAAGUCAGCAAAGACUACUCUCACCAAGGAAGAUCCAUUAUUGAAGAUUAAAACCAAGAAAAUGAACUCAGCGGAUGAGUGUGCCAACAGAUGUAUCAGGAAUAAGGGCCUUCCGUUCACUUGCAAGGCCUUUGUUUUUGACAAGACAAGAAAACGAUGCCACUGGUUCCCUUUCAAUAGUAUGUCAAGUGGAGUGAAGAAGGGAUUUGGCCACGAGUUUGACCUCUAUGAAAACAAAGACUAUAUUAGAAACUGCAUCAUUGGCAAAGGAAGCAGCUACAAGGGGACAGUAUCCAUCACCAAGAGUGGCAUCAAGUGUCAGCCUUGGAGUUCUAUGAUCCCCCACGAGCACAGCUUUUUGCCUUCGAGCUAUCGCGAUAAAGACCUGCAGGAAAACUACUGUCGAAAUCCUCGAGGGGAAGAAGGGGGACCCUGGUGUUUCACAAGCAAUCCAGAGGUACGCUACGAAGUCUGUGACAUUCCUCAGUGUUCAGAAGUUGAAUGCAUGACCUGCAAUGGUGAAAGCUACCGGGGUCCCAUGGAUCACACCGAGUCAGGCAAGACCUGUCAGCGCUGGGAUCAUCAGACACCUCACCGGCACAAAUUCUUGCCCGAAAGAUAUCCCGACAAGGGCUUUGAUGAUAAUUAUUGCCGCAAUCCUGAUGGCAAGCCGAGGCCAUGGUGCUAUACUCUUGACCCUGACACCCCUUGGGAAUAUUGCGCAAUUAAAAUGUGCGCUCACAGUUCUGUGAAUGAUACAACUGUCCCUAUGGAAACAACUGAAUGCGUCCAAGGCCAAGGAGAAGGUUACAGAGGAACCAGCAAUACCAUUUGGAAUGGAAUUCCGUGUCAGCGCUGGGAUUCUCAGUACCCUCACCAGCAUGAUGUAACUCCUGAGAACUUCAAGUGCAAGGACCUUAGAGAAAAUUAUUGCCGCAAUCCAGAUGGGGCUGAAUCACCGUGGUGUUUUACCACUGACCCAAACAUCCGAGUUGGCUACUGCUCGCAAAUUCCCAAGUGUGAUGUGUCAAGUGGACAAGAUUGUUAUCGCGGCAAUGGGAAGAAUUACAUGGGCAACUUGUCCAAAACAAGGUCUGGACUAACAUGCUCAAUGUGGGACAAGAAUAUGGAGGAUUUACACCGUCAUAUUUUCUGGGAGCCAGAUGCGAGCAAGUUGAACAAGAAUUAUUGCCGGAAUCCUGAUGAUGAUGCCCAUGGACCCUGGUGCUACACGGGGAAUCCUCUUAUUCCUUGGGAUUAUUGCCCCAUUUCCCGUUGUGAAGGAGAUACCACACCUACAAUUGUGAACUUGGACCACCCUGUCAUAUCCUGUGCCAAGACAAAACAGCUGCGGGUUGUAAACGGCAUCCCAACACGGACAAACGUAGGAUGGAUGGUUAGUUUGAAAUACAGAAAUAAACAUAUCUGUGGAGGAUCUCUGAUAAAGGAAAGUUGGGUUCUGACUGCAAGACAGUGUUUUCCAUCCAGAAACAAAGACUUGAAGGAUUACGAAGCCUGGCUUGGAAUUCAUGAUGUCCAUGGGAGAGGUGAUGAGAAACGUAAGCAGGUCCUGAACAUUUCCCAGCUGGUCUCUGGGCCCGAAGGCUCAGAUCUGGUGUUGCUGAAGCUUUCUCGGCCUGCAGUCCUAGAUGACUUUGUCAGUACAAUUGAUUUACCCAAUUAUGGCUGCACAAUCCCAGAGAAGACCACUUGCAGUGUAUACGGCUGGGGCUACACUGGACAGAUCAACUCGGAUGGUUUAUUGCGAGUAGCCCAUCUGUAUAUUAUGGGGAAUGAGAAAUGCCGUCAGUACCACCAAGGCAAGGUGACUCUCAAUGAGUCUGAACUGUGUGCUGGGGCUGAAAAGAUUGGAUCGGGACCAUGUGAGGGAGAUUAUGGUGGCCCACUCAUUUGUGAGCAACACAAAAUGAAAAUGGUUCUUGGUGUCAUUGUUCCUGGCCGUGGAUGUGCCAUCCCAAAUCGCCCUGGCAUUUUUGUCCGAGUAGCAUAUUACGCAAAGUGGAUGCACAAAGUAAUUUUGACAUACAAAUUGUAAUAGCCGUAGAAGAAGCCAGUGUGUUGGAAACAUCCAUCUAUACAUGAGGAUUUCAGAGACGUCGAGAUUAAAAUGUAACCUAAACCAAUCCUAAAACAUCUACUUGAGUGUUGUGAGUGUUCAGAAACUCAUUAAUAUAUAUGGGUGUUUUCUGUUGUUCUGUUUGUCAGUGUUAUGUUGUAAAUGUUGAAGUGAAUUAAGGUACCUGUAAGUGCAGUAACAUAUCUCCUGAAGAUACUUGAACGGAUUCAAAAAUGCAAUAGUUGCUAGAUGCUAAGAGAUUUAAAGGUUAAGGUUGAUUAUCAUUCUAUGCUGCUUUUCAGGUUAAUAUCUUAAUGAUGAAUCAAUCGUAAGUUAAACAUCAUUUUAACCCCACCGAAACCAAUCUGUACUUUGUGUUUUUAACUUGUAACUCUAUAUUAAAUUAUAUUACACUUCAUAUGGCACAUGUUAUAGUUCAUUCAUUUUUUUCACAACAUGUAUCCUGCAAUACUGGCACACAAACCACCUUUCAUGAAAACAGAUGACCAUAACAAAUGGCUGAAUACACAUGCAGUAAUAUUACAGCUUGAACCAUGAUGUAUCUAGUGUAAUAUCUAAAUGUUUUGGAUGUAUGUAUCUAUAUUUAUUCGAAAAUGUAAAGUUUUUGAAAGAUCAGUGGGAAUAUUCAGGAAAGGUACAAAGUAUAAGUGUUGAUCCUUUGUACAUAUCACAUGUGACCUCCACUGGUAAGUGUUCAUGGUCAGGACAGGACCCAUAGGUUAAAAGAAUGACUAGCCUGUAUGUUUAUUUAUAUUUAUCAGCCUAGUUAUUUUGUGUGCUCUCUAAUUCCUAAAAAGCAGAAAGUAAUUUGUGUACUUGUCUUAUUUCUUUCCUCCAAAUUUGAGCUACCUAUUUAUGAAGGAUAUUGGUAGAUCCAUUUUCUUAAAACAUUUAUUCAGCUUUCAAGCAUGUCUCAAUGAAGAAAUUUGAAAGUGUCUUUGUCUUUAAAAGAUGUAUUUAUAUGGGUUAGUAUUAAAACUUGCUGCUAUGAUUGCCUUCUAGCUCUCCUUAAAUUAAAAAAAAUGAUUUAGCAUAAAAAUAACAUGUCUGCAAAACUUUGUGACCAUACCUUCAUUAAAUUUUACUUUGAAAUAUUUUGAAGAAAAAAAUUAAAAUACUUUCCUUAAUCUAAAAAUUCUUAUUCUUUGAGUAAUAGAAAAAAAUAUGAAGUAAAAUAGUUUUUCUAAAUUCUUUAAUUCAAUGACUUUCAAAAGUAUAAUUGAUUCUGAAAAAUCAAAUAUGUUGGAAAGAUUUCAUAUUUUCUCAUUUCUUUUUAACAAAACUCUUAAUGACAUGGAAGAGUCAUUUAGAUUUUAUAAUCUAUAUAACAUUUAAAUUAUAUUUAUUAUUCUACUGGCCAUGACUAGCUAAGAGCUGUAUAUACAGAAGUAGGAUACUAAAACGUAAUAAGACAGCUUCUAAGUUCUCAGUCUUCAUGUGUACAUCAAGAUUAUUAAAAGUUAUAAUUUGAGUGUUUUGAAUCCAGUGUUCCCAUUCUUGAGACUGAAUUCUUUUAGAGUAUCUGAAAUCUGAAGUUUCAAAGGAUGCCCUAAUGCAUUCGUAGAAUUUCUGGAAGGCAAUUCAGAAGUUCUUGCACAAAAACUAUACACACACACACACACACACACACACACACACACACAAAUGCAUAUAUGUUUUUGAUAGCAUAGGUGCUGUGUUGAUCAACAGUGGAUGCAGAGAGACCCAGUGAAUUGCUGUCCUUAUCAUUUUACAUCCAUUACAUUUUCUUUCCUUUUGCAACAUGUCAUUCAAACAAGGCAUAAAUUUCAAAGAUAUAUUAUUGAAAUAUUAAGGUCCUUCUCAUAGCUUCUUACUGAAUUGAAUAGAUUUCAAUGUUACAUAUAAAUUAUAUUGAUAAAGCUGUUAUGAUAAUUAUGAUACAUUAACAUACUAACAUUUUACAAUACUUCCUACAGUGUAUUUUUUGUAAUUAUCCAUGAGAAGAGGAACAGAAAUUACCUAGAAACAAUAUGCAGUCAAGUUUUUAGAUACUUUGGAAUCAGUGUUUCUACUUUUAGUGAAAAACAAACAAAUAUGUCAAAAAGUCACCAACAUGGUUUGUUAAGCAACUCUUCCCAUUUUCUUUGCAAUGGUCAAAGUCGGAGCUGACAGUGAACAAGAUCCAUAGGGUCUUACUUGCUAGAAAAUGGUAGAGUUAUUUUCUAAGCAACACUAUAUAUGGGGUGGUUUUCUAUGAAUAAAUUUCAAAGGAAAAGGAGAGAAAAAUUUAGCUUAUUUAGAAAUCUAUAUUAUUUUGUCUCAUGGACAAGCAGCCCUUUUGAAUUAUGAGCUCCAAAGUUGGUUUUGUUUUGACUGGGUAAGAGUUACACACUGUCAUAAUUGUAGACAUUUUCUUAUGUCUGUAGGAAUAGGAGUGUAAAACUAAAAUCUUAGUCAUGUGCCUCUGCUGUGCAGAGAGGUGAUAAUUCUUUUGUAUAUUUCUUUAAUGUUAUUGUAAAAUGUAAAGUAACUUUUACCAAUUUGCUGUGGGCAGGUCCUCAGUAUAAUUGUUUCUAGUGAGUUGGUCUCCAUUCAAAGGCUCUGACUUGCCGCCUAAAUGUUUCAAGCUACAGGAAUGGGAAACACUGGAUGGCAAGAAAAAUGACAAUAACGGCAAUGUGUCAGAAAGGCUGUAUUUCCUGUGGAUGCUUUCUGCUGGUACCAAUGGCACUGUGCGGAGCUGAUGCUCCAGCUCCAGCAUCCCUGAAAAAGAGCACUGUCAAGAACCAGUAGUCGCUGUCAGGCAUUUUCUUUUCUCUUACAAUACAAACACUAGCUUUGUAAUAGGGAACGGAAAAUGUCAAUACUAUAUCAUGCUAAGUAAAGGGAAACCUUAAAUUGAUUUAAAAUAACUACUUCUACUCACUGAGUGUAUACAACCACUCAUUUACAUUUAUAGAAAACUCACAAAAUAAAACGGAUUUGGGUAAACACAAUAUAUUUGCCUUUUUACAAAGAGUAAUUGGCAAUAAAUCACUCUGCAAAAAUUAAGUCCAAGUAAGAAUAUGUCUUUCAAAAUUCAACUGAAGUUUGUACCAAGAACUUAUUAAUAAGAACCAAACAAACAAACAAAAACAUCGAACUAUCCCAGACCCUUACCUCUUGACAGUGCCAUUUUUGCAUAGGCUCAUUUCUGUUUGUCCAGAAGGCUUCUGUCUUCAGAAGCUGAAAGCCGAAUCCUGUGGCUAUCACAGCGAGUCUGCCUAUGUAAACAGGACAAGGGUAAGCUGCCGAUUGAGUGGGAUAGCUGGAUGCUUACCCCAAAGAGAACACUGUGGUGAUGGCUUGUAUUAUAAAUUCUCUGUAGUUAAUAAAGUUGUUAUUUUUAUAACCAUAAUUAUAUUGUUAUUCUUAAUAAUAAUAAAAUAUUUUACCAAA
Myodes glareolus (Bank vole) is the source of this 5984-nucleotide messenger RNA. RefSeq names its product hepatocyte growth factor (gene Hgf). Gene Ontology annotation, molecular function: signaling receptor binding; serine-type endopeptidase activity. Gene Ontology annotation, biological process: negative regulation of apoptotic process; hepatocyte growth factor receptor signaling pathway; proteolysis. Lineage: Eukaryota; Metazoa; Chordata; Mammalia; Rodentia; Cricetidae. The record is from RefSeq and is a predicted model, not a curated record.